CAUAGUUAAGGUUUUCAACAACCCAAGGGAAACUAAAAAGUGAAUCUAAAAAGUUGAUCUUCAGUUUAUCGCUGAUAGUUUGUCUAAACAGGUAGUUCGAAGCUGAACGGCAAUGAAGAAAGCAGUAGUCUUCAGUCUCUGGGGUGGUGUCAUAAGCCCCCAUCUACGCCAAUCGAUUGAAAAUUUUGAAAAAUCGCUUGGGAUUCAAAAAGAUGUCAUAUCAAACGCUGUGUUAAAGGGUAACGGCAAUGGCCUCAUCAGCGCUGAGAGGGGAAAGGUUGCUCUCGCUCAGAUCUUUCCCGAUCUAUUGACUGCAUGUCAGAAGGAAGCAGCGAGUCAGGGUGUGUCUCUGCCUUCUCAAUUCUCAGUCCCGGCCCUUUUCGAUGUGAUUAGAGGCGCUGAGUUCAUCAAGCCUGUGCUCAAUGCUGUCAGCAUACUCAGACGCCAUGGCAUCACUACUUGUGUCCUGGCUAAUAUCUGGGUUGAUGACACAGAUCACCGAAGCAGCACUGCCAAGAUUAUGUCUGUGUUAGCCCAACAUUUUGACUUGGUUUUAGAGUCUUGCCGUGUUGGAAGCAGGGUCCCUGAGCCUGAAUUUUUCACUGCUGCCCUUGAGAAGCUCAGUGUGGCACCAGAGCAGGCAGUGUUGUUUGAUGUUUCUGAGGAGAGUGUGAAAGAGGCGGAGAAACUGGGGAUGACUGGUGUUCUUGUUGGUGACAUCACAGGUGCUCUGAAGCAGUUACAGGAACUUACAGGAGUCGAGGUUUUGGAUGAGAGAUUCCCCUUUUCCUGCUCCCCUGAAGAUGUAACUCAUGGGUUGGUCACUAUCAAGCCUGGGGUGAAGACCCACUACGUGGAAAUGGGGGAUGGACCCCCUGUUCUGCUGUGCCAUGGAUUCCCUGAGAUUUGGUUCUCUUGGAGAUACCAGAUUCCAGCUCUUGCCAAGGAGGGGUUUAGGGUUCUAGCUCCUGACCUGAAGGGUUACGGUGACUCCUCUGCUCCACCAGAAAUUGAGGAGUAUUCUCAAGAGCAGAUUUGCAAGGACCUGGUGACAUUUUUGGACAAAAUGGGCAUUCCACAAGUGACUCUGGUGGGUCAUGACUGGGGUGGUGUUCUGGUUUGGAACAUGGCCUUAUACCACCCAGAGAGAGUGAGGGCUGUUGUUUCUCUCAACACUCCACUGUUCCCUCUUGAUCGGACCUCUGACCCCAUGCUGAAACUCAAGGCCUUGCCAAUCUUCGACUACCAGAUCUACUUCCAAGAGCCUGGUGUAGCAGAGGCCGAGCUGGAGAAGGACCUGGAAAGGACUUUCAAGCUUAUGUUCAAUGGAAGUGAUGAGAAGGAUAAGUUCCCAGCUUUGAAAACAUCUGGAGUUUGUAAAAGAGGCGGCCUCUUUGUGGACGUAACAGAAGAUGUUCCCAGAAGUGUCAUCCUGAGUGAGGCAGCGCUGAAAUAUUAUGUUCAGCAGUUCAAAAAGAGUGGAUUCAGGGGCCCUCUAAACUGGUACCGAAACGUGGAGAGGAACUGGCGUUGGAUGUGUUCAAGACCAAGAGAUCCUAUAACAAUGCCGGCUCUUAUGGUCACAGCUGGGAAAGACCCUGUGCUUCUGCCAGCCUUCACCAAAGGCAUGGAGGAAGCGAUCCCCAACUUAAAAAAAGAGCACAUUGAGGAGUGUGGACACUGGACUCAAAUGGACAGGCCUGCAGAACUGAAUAAAAUCCUCAUCGCUUGGCUGAAGGAGAUUCACCAGAAAUCUCCUAUUCCUCCAAAGUUAUGAAGAUAAUUUCCAUCAGCACAGCUAUGCAAUAAAGUGAAUGACUUCUACGCAUUCCAUUACAACAGUGAACAUAAAAAGCUGACAAAAUAUAGCAUUUGUAUCAUGUCCAGUUUAAUGUUUGGCUUUUUCAUGUUUGGCUAACUCUCAUGUUUGGCUAACUUUCUGCACUUAAUACCGAAUGUAUGAGGCUUUUUCCUUAAAUUUUUCUAAAAUCUUUGUCAUUAUGCAGAAUAACUGUUUUGCUCUAUUAAAGUUGCAUUCAAAUAUUUCA
This is a messenger RNA of Chanos chanos (milkfish), 2048 nucleotides long. It is a transcript of the gene ephx2, whose product is annotated as epoxide hydrolase 2, cytoplasmic. Gene Ontology annotation, molecular function: catalytic activity. The record is from RefSeq and is a predicted model, not a curated record. NCBI's taxonomy places the organism in Eukaryota, Metazoa, Chordata, Actinopteri, Gonorynchiformes, Chanidae. The transcript is spliced from 20 exons. Bases 113 to 1777 code for a protein of 554 amino acids.